AUGGAAUUAAGGAAGCUAGCAUCUUUCGUGGAUGAUCCCAAGGGUUUCAGAGACCAUUUUGGAAGGCUCUUAUCUAUACUAUCUACUGAUGUUGAGGAUGGUCUUCUUUGUACUUUGGUUCAGUUCUAUGAUCUUGUUUACCACUGUUUCACUUUUCCUGAUUAUCAGUUGUUGCCUACCAUUGAGGAGUACACUCAUCUUUUGGGUCUACCCUUUUCAGAUAGAGUUCCUUUUGGUGGGGUUGAAGGAAUUCUUGAAUCUCGGGUUAUUGCCGAAGCCAUUCAUCUAAGGAAGUCUGACAUAGAUGCCAAUCUCACUGUCAAAGGAGGUAUCAGAGGGUUGACUUCGAAGUUUCAAUUGGAAAAUGCAUUUUCUUUUGAUAAUGAUAAUAGUAUGGUGGCACUCGAGACUAUUCUUGCCUUACUCAUAUAUGGUUUGGUCCUGUUUUCUAACAUUGACAAUUUUGUUGAUGUUAAUGAUAUGAGGAAUUUCUUGAUUAGGGACCCGGUUCCAACUCUCCUCGGUGAUACUUAUCUCUUCUUUCAUCAUAGGAAUUCUAAAGGAGGUCGAACUGUUGUUUGUUGCGCGCCUUUACUGUACAAUUGGUUUAUUUCGCACUUGUCGCAGUUUCCUAUCUUUCAAGAAAACAAGGAUUGUUUGAGGUGGUCUCAAAGACUUAUGUCUCUCACCAAUGACGACUUUACUUGGUACUCUUUUGUUUACAACGACGUCGAGAUUACUGAUAGUUAUGGGGAAUUCUCUAAUGGCAUGCCUCCCAACUUUGUUCCUGAGGGGUACCAACCUGAAAUUCUAGUGGCUCAAUCUGUGAUGUUAAUACCACCUCCCAUGGUUCAUGUUGUUCCCUAUGUUGAAGAACCUGUUUUUCACACUGACCAGAGUGAGACAGUUGAUGUUUAUGAGAGAAUGGAUGAGUUCCAUGAUCAAUUUCAGGCUAUUUAG
This is a messenger RNA of Lathyrus oleraceus (garden pea), 960 nucleotides long. RefSeq lists its product as uncharacterized. The record is from RefSeq and is a predicted model, not a curated record. The transcript is spliced from 2 exons. Bases 1 to 960 code for a protein of 319 amino acids. Lineage: Eukaryota; Viridiplantae; Streptophyta; Magnoliopsida; Fabales; Fabaceae.